This is a messenger RNA of Symbiodinium natans, 3084 nucleotides long. NCBI's taxonomy places the organism in Eukaryota, Dinophyceae, Suessiales, Symbiodiniaceae. The record is from the annotation of a GenBank genome assembly.
AUGUCUGAGAGGGCGGAAUGGAAGCAGGAGAAGAAUCGCCUCAUGGUGCAGUGCGAGCAGUACUCUCAGGAGCUGGAUCAGUGCAAGAAGGAUUGGACAUGCUUGAAGCAAGAGGCAACGAGCCUCCAACAACAGAUGGAAGAGUCCAAAGAGGCAGAACAGAUCAAGAAGCUACGCUCAGAAAUCCGCUUGCUGAAAAGUCGUCUGGCGAGCAGCAAUGCGACGGUCGAACGCUUAAUGAGUCGUAUCGGCAGGAUGGAGGAGCCUGACACGGCCGAGGGCGAGACGGCCGAGAGCAAGAAGCACGAGAAGCCAUUGAGGGAGUUGCAAAAACAGUUGAAGGACAAAGACGAAGAGUUGAGGCAAAGCUCCAAGCGCUUGAAUGAGGUGGACAAGGAACUCGUGGACGCCCAGAGUAGCAACAGAGACUUAAAGGAGACACAAGCACAGUUGAAGAGUCGCAUCCGCACACUGGAAGCCGCGCUUGAGGAAGCAGAUGGUGCGUUGCUGUGCCGUUUGCAGAAGAUCCUGGGCAUCACUGCGGUGCGGGAGCGAAGUCAAGAAGAGGUGGACAAGCUUCGGGAUGGAUUGCGGAAGCAGGUGAAAAGCAAAGAAAGGCCGCACCACUGGAAGGUGGGACUCUUGGACUCAGUCAAGUUCAAGCGGCAACAGAUAGAGAGCAUCGUCACUGAGCUUUCGGAGGUUGAAGUCCAGCGACUUUCCCUUCAAAGUGAGUACAUCAAGGCUAAGGCCAAGCUGGACAAGCGUGGCAAACAGAAGACCCUGGCGGAGGUGACCGUCUCCUCACAGCAGGGCUUCAAGACGGAGCUCUGUGUGUUCUUCAAAACCGACUCCUGCACAAAGGGCAAAGCAUGCACUUUUGCUCAUGGCGAGGCUGAAUUGAUCAAGUCGGGUUCCAGGCAGUCGGAUGCUUGCAGCAAUGACAUCGAGACAGACAGUCGUCUCAAAGAAUUUCAGGAUUUGAAUGAAAGGGUGAAGUCUUUGAAGAGCGACAAGCGGCAGCUGGAGGCGGAGAUCUGCAAAUUCGAGAUGGACGACGAGCUUCACCAGUACAACGAUGCGCUCCAGGCUGCAGAAGACGUGUGCAGCGCACUUGGCGAGCAGGACUUCGCAUCGAAACUGUUCAAUCCUGGCGUGCCAACAAAGGAGGAUCGCCGUGAUAUCAAACCUGACUCCACACUGUUCAGGUUUGUCAAAGGCCUGAUGCUUCGGUCAUUAACCCACUCCCGGCUCAGCUUCCAUUCCAAUGAAUGGUGUCAGCUUGCACAGUAUGACAUCAUUCACAUCAACGCAUGCAUCAACCCAGAGCUGUCGACUCGCUACAAGUUCGAGCAACUGAAGCUUGCCCAGAAGCACCCGGAUGGGGUCAAGCUUCCUGGCAAGCUGCAUGCCCUCGAGUUGGACUCGAGCGUCGGCGAGCUCGCUCUUUUCCAUGGCUGCCGUGAGGAGGUUGUCCCUCAGAUUCUCCAGCAGGGCUUUGACUUCCGCAUUGCUGGUCGCAAUAAGGGUACAAUGUUUGGCGCCGGCACAUACUUCGCAGAGAAUGCGUCCAAAUCGGACUUCUACAGCGAGCCAAACACCCAUGGUCUUCGCCAUAUGAUCUUGGCAAAGGUUCUAGUGGGUCAUCCAUACAUCGCCAAGGGAUCAGGGAGCUGGACUCGGCCACCAGCUCGGGACAUGCCUGACCAACAGGUGGCGGGCGAUGGACUUUAUGAUUCCGUCAUGGGCGAGCGCCGAGAUCUGGAAGGUUGCGUAGACCACCGCGAGUUCAUCAUCUAUCACCAGCACCGUGCUGUACCUCUGGCCGUGAUCACCUACAAGCACUCCUACUUUCCCCUGGACAUUUUCUGGCCGCAGAACCGGCGGCAGCUGUAUGCUCAGAUCCUUCCGCACACUCCGGUGGAGCUGGACCAGAUUCUGCUGGAUGUCUCCACCCUGGCGGCCAUGCCUCCGUGGCCUUGGGGCCACUUGAUUUAUCACGAGGUUCUACAGAAAGCCUUCUUGUCAGGAGUCCCGGGACAGCUGGCAGAGUUCGGCGUUGGCCUGGGCGGAAGCUCUUUGUUCUUCGGGCAGCUUGCGAGGCGAGAAGGCCGCAAGCUGCUUGCAGUGGACUCCUUCGAGGGGCUUCCUGCUCCUGAUGCCCGAGACAACCUCUACUUUGUGGAAGGGGACUUCGGGUUUGACGGGGACCAUAGAACAUUCUUCCGCGAGCUGCUGGUAAGCUUUGGCCUGGCGGACACCGUGGCGCUGGCGAUUUCGCCGUUCCGAGACGUGCAGCUGCCGAGUCUCUUCCAGCAGCUGGCGUUUGUGCACAUUGACGGGGAUUUGUACCAGUCUGUGCUGGAUGCUUUCGAAAAGGUUUGGGACAGGGUGUCUGACGGCGGCAUUGUAGUCGUUGAUGACUUCUUCCACAAGGUCCAGGGCCCUGCGCGUGCCACCGCCGAUUUCUUCAAAGCAAGGAAGAUGGAGCCGCCGGUGCUCUUCGUGGUCCCAGCCUAUGCGGUGUUGCUCGUGAAGGGGCGCUAUGCGACCAUCGACGGAAAGUCUGAUGCUUUUCGAGCUCUGGAUGGCAACUUCUACUCCUUUGAGCUCUUGCGGGGCUAUGAGCCCUUAGUGCAGGCUGUGCGGGCCUCGAUCGCUCGGGCCGGGCGGGCCAGCGGCCCACGCCCGGGUCAGAACGCCCUUGCCUUUCUGGAUUUCCUUUCGUACCCAGUGGAUGGAGCCCAGAGUGGUGCAGACAUCUUCAGGUACCUGGCUCCGCUGGAGGACAUGAUCGAUCUGAGUGAUGGUGGAGCAUUCGUUCCAAAUGGACCUCGACAGGCAAGGAGGAUGCGAAUCCCCCUGAGGCGACCUGAGCAUGCCUUCACGGACUGUCGGCCUGCACAGACGGAGCUAUGCAGCAAACUGGGCCUUGCGGUGCUGGAGAAUGCGUCGCACAUGGGCCUGGAGCAGAUUGAGGCGGAGGUCGAGCGCUUGGCCGACGAGCUCAAUCCAUGGGAAGCAACUGCGGCAACGCACAAUGCCGAGCGUCUGGAUCAGAUCGCCGCAUGGCCGCAGGGUUGA